AUGCCGUAUAUUAGAAAGAAAAAAACCCCGGGAAAGGCUGCAUGGCAAAGAGCACACCCUUCUAAUCAUAAUUUGGCCCGUCUUGAGAAAGUGCCUGUCGGAAAAGAUUUACAAUCCUCGGGAAGCGAUUCAGCUUCAGGCUCUGACGAGUCGGUGAAAAUGGCGGAAGGUUCUGGCAAGGUGCCAGCUUCUUCUGUUACAAUGGAUGAACUUAAAAAGCUGAUUCUGGAAACCAGGGCUGCUCUCAGCAAGCAGAUCGCUGAUAAUGAAAAGAAGGCAGAGGCACGGAUGGGGGCGCUAGCUGACAGGCUGGCUGAGAAUGAGAAAGAGAUAAAGGAAGUUGGGGUUGAAGUUAAAGCUCUUGCAAAAAAACAAGAAGUAUUUGAAAAAUGUUCUGAGGCAAAGUCAAAAGAUCAAGAUCUACAGCUGAUUCGGCUUCAGGACGAGCUUCGACGUUGUAACAUACGCAUCAAGCAAUUUGCUGAAGAACCAGGAGAAGAUUUGAGGAAAGUAGUUCUGAAGUGGUUCAACGACAUGAUGCCAGACGCGGAUAUAAACGACAGCGAUUUCGAAAGAAUUCAUAGAGUGGGAGGAGCAAAGUAUAAGGGAUCAUCUAGAGACUUGCUUGUGAAAUUUGGCAGUUAUUAUAAGAAGGAAACACUGAUGUUUCACCCUCCUGGUGAAUCGAAGACAGCCAUUCUUUUCUUUUAUGCGUGUACACUUCUCUGGGGUUACCCAACUUAUGUCUUUUGGAUUAUGCCGUUAUCUUUUAACACCUUGUGGAAUGUUCAUGCUACCUUCCUGCUUGGCAAUGCACUGAUGUGGUUGCUCUUCUUAAAAGCUUCUGUGAUGAAUCCCGGUUUCCUUCCUCAAGAUACUGAUGAAUAUUACAAGGCCAUCAAACAGGUGGAUUACCUUAAUUACUGGGAAGAGGGCAAAAUCCUGUUGAACAGAUUAUGUCAUAUGUGUCAUCUUGUGAAGCCUCUUCGAGCUAAGCAUUGUCAUGUCAUCAACCGCUGUGUGGCUGGUUUUGAUCACUAUUGUCCUUUUAUCUACAACAGCGUGGGAUACAGGAACAGGCCAUAUUUUGUAGGAUUCAUCGCUACUAUGUGCCUGAACUCUGUAGCUGGGAUAUAUCUAUGCUGGAAUUGGUUUAAUGUCAUGGGGCAUAGCAUUUUCAUUGGGAUCGGAUUUCUCUUUCUCUGUGUCAUUGCAGUGAUUUCAGGAAUGAUGUCUUCAAUGUGCGUAUAUAUGGCAGCAGUCAACUUAACUACCACUGAGUGUCUCAAACCCACAAAAUACACUUAUCUCUUCAACAAUCAAGGGGAGUUCUUCAAUCCAUUUGAUAGAGGAAUUAUACUAAACUUUAUGGAAUUCUUCCAUGUCAUCAGGCCUCUAACUGAAAAUGAACUGAAAACAGCAGAGCUGACUUUAGUCUAA
Molecule: messenger RNA, 1440 nt
Organism: Elgaria multicarinata webbii
Lineage: Eukaryota; Metazoa; Chordata; Lepidosauria; Squamata; Anguidae
Exons: 6
Coding region: 1-1440 (479 amino acids)
Biological process (GO): peptidyl-L-cysteine S-palmitoylation; protein targeting to membrane
Cellular component (GO): endoplasmic reticulum; Golgi apparatus
Molecular function (GO): protein-cysteine S-palmitoyltransferase activity
Source: RefSeq, a predicted model, not a curated record